GAAAAUAUUACAAACAAGGAGGAAAAAACUGGGAAUCAGAUACUGAAGAUUUGCAAAGGAAUAGUCAAAGCAUAAGCUGGGAAACUAUUGGGGAUCCCCAUGUCUGCCACCACCAAAAUUUGUCGCCAAAAUCCAAGUCAAUCCCCAAUCCUUCUUUUUUAUUGAUUCAUAUUUCUUUUCUCCGAAGGCUGCCUGAGGUCAGCUACUUUCACGGGAAACUUAUAGAAGUAGUUUUUUCCUGCUUAUGUCAGUUUCCUCGGGUUCUCUUUUGAUCUCUCUCUCCCUGAUUGAUUGACAUAAACACAACAUUUAAAGUUGCCUCCUCCCAAUUGCUUCUUGCUUUCGAUUACUGGCAUUAUUAUUAUUAUUUUGUUUAUUUAAAGCCCUUUGCAUUUAGCUGCAAACGUUUUUGUUUCUCACGUGCUCAUCUUUCUUUCUUUCUUGCUAACCAAAAGCCCUUACUCCACCACUUUCCUUCUGCUUUCCUUUUGAUUCCCCUCCAUAAAAGGGCAAAGAAAAGAACAAAACCCGUCUUUAUUCUUUCUUCUUUAUUCCCUUAAUCAGUUAUUCCAUUGUUCCUUCCUGGCUAUAACUAUAAUUAUAUAUAGUUGUAAGUUUUGGGGUUGGGUUUUUGAUCCAAGGAUAUGGGGGUUUCAGGGAAGCCUCAAGUGGAUGGGGGGUUAGAAUCCGAAGGCCAAAAAUGGGUUUUAGCUGGGGUUUCUUUACGAGCUCCAUUGAAGCCUAUAUACACGAAUCCGGUGGAGAAAGAUAAAGAAAGUGAUGAUGAACAAGGAGACGAAUCGCGUUCGACGACACCAAGGGGAGAAGAAGCUAAAAUUCCAACCAUAUUGACUUGUCCACCUGCUCCAAGGAAGCGAAAACCCUCUUUGAAAUUUAACUAUGGAAGUGUUAGAGAAUUCUUUACUCCUCCGGACUUGGAGAGUGUCUUUAAAAGCCAUGUUGAUUCAUCAACCAAGCUUGGGGGAAAUUGCUUGAAAGCUUAAGCUUUUGCAUGCCCACCUCUUGUCAUCUACUUAUCAUUUUUUUGUACUGAUCUGACUUUUCCUUUUUUUUCUUCUGCUUUAGGGUAUUUUAAUUGUAUGAUAGUGAUCAGUAGAAGUUUAUGUACAGGAGAAUGAGUUCGUUUUUGUGCUUCACCUAACUACCUUCUUAAUGUAGUAAAAUGCGGUGGUAGAUUUUCUGUUUCCUUUCAAGUUUCUGUAUUUGUAGUAUUUCUUUCUAGCUUCUCUGUGUUGCAUAUAUAUAUAUAUAUAUAUAUAUAUAUCACUCAGAAGUACUGGAAUAGAGAAAUUUUAAAGCAUCCAUAUUUCAGUUUAGUGAUGGUGAGGAUCUGGGUUUUCUUCCAGUUUAUAGAUAUGGUUUUUUAUCCUUCUUCUCUUGCUGUUGUGGCUGUUGCUGCUCUCUUUUUGUUUGAAACUAUACUGGCUAGGGCCUAGUUUCAUGUUCAUGUUCAUGCGUGGGUGACACAUACAUGUCAACAUCUAUGUUAUACUAAAAGUUGUCAAACGCAAAGUAAAGAUAAAUCCUUUUCAAGAUUGGGUGAGGAAGAUGCUACACGGAUCCUUCACACCAGCUGAUCGACUGAGAUAAGUCCCCACAAAACGCUUAGCCCAAGACCCACUGCCCUUUCUGGGGUUCUCUGCCAUCAUCCUCUCUUUAAACUUUUAAGCUUAGUUUUUCACUGUCCCACAAACAUGACCCCCCACGUACCUCAGACUCUUAUGAUAGUGGGAAGGUUUUUAAAAUGCUUUUGUGAUAAGCAAAAAGGGAGAAACACAUGUGGAAAGACUUGGAUUAGAAUCCUAUGCAGUCUUUGAGAGGACCAUAUAUGUUUAACUCUUCCAACUCCUCAAGUUCUGCACCCAAUAAUUGACAAUGUCACUUGUAUUACUAUAUGUAUUU
This is a messenger RNA of Durio zibethinus, 1923 nucleotides long. The record is from RefSeq and is a predicted model, not a curated record. Lineage: Eukaryota; Viridiplantae; Streptophyta; Magnoliopsida; Malvales; Malvaceae.